This is a messenger RNA of Fraxinus pennsylvanica, 2244 nucleotides long. The record is from the annotation of a GenBank genome assembly. Lineage: Eukaryota; Viridiplantae; Streptophyta; Magnoliopsida; Lamiales; Oleaceae.
AUGUCUAAGAGAGCUUACAUUAAUUUGCUGCCACUGUACAGUCUUUUUAUUUUCCUUACCUUUGCAGGUCUUGAAAUUGCCAAUGGGAAUCAUCAGAAGGAAUUUUACAUUGUCUUCUUGAGAGAUCAUCCAGUGACUGAGAGAUUGACACUCAAGACACAUAUUGAUGUCCUUUCAUCCUUGAAGGAAAGUGAAAGUGAUGCCUCAGAGUCACUUGUUCAUAGCUACACAAGAAACUUCAAUGCAUUUGCAGCAAAACUGUCUGAAGAUGAAGCAACGGCAUUAUCUGAUAUGGAUGAAGUACUUUCAAUCUUCCCCAAUCGGUAUCACAAAUUACAUACCACUAAAUCGUGGGAAUUUAUUGGGCUAACUCCAUCAGCAAGAAGAAACUUUAAAGCGGAGAGCAACAUCAUAGUUGGUCUACUGGAUACAGGAAUAACUCCACAAUCUGAGAGCUUUAAAGAUGACGGGCUUGGCCCUCCACCAGCAAAAUGGAAAGGAAGUUGUGGAUCCUUCGCAAAUUUUUCAGGAUGCAACAACAAGCUUAUUGGAGCAAGGUACUUCAAGUUGGACAAACAGCAUGACCCAAACGACAUCCUAUCACCAAUAGAUGUGGAUGGCCAUGGAACUCACACAUCGUCUACUCUAGCGGGAAGUCUAGUUCCAAGUGCCAACCUUUACGGGCUUGCCAAAGGGACUGCACGUGGCGCAGUGCCCUCUGCUCGGGUGGCUAUGUACAAAGUCUGUUGGGUCACCUCAGGAUGUUCAGACAUGGACAUUCUAGCUGCAUUUGAUGCCGCCAUUAGUGAUGGAGUGGACAUUAUAUCUGUCUCGAUUGGUGGCCUUACAGGCAGGUACAACUCAGACUCCAUAGCAGUAGGAGCAUUUCAUGCAAUGAGAAAAGGGAUCCUCACAGUGGCCUCUGCUGGGAAUGAUGGACCCAACCAUGGAACUGUUUCGAAUCAUGCACCAUGGAUUUUCACUGUGGCAGCUAGUGGCAUUGACCGUCAGUUAAGGAGCAAAAUCGUGUUGGGAAAUGGACAAAUGGUAGCUGGAGUUGGAAUAAACACGUUUGAACCAAAGCAGAAGUUGUACCCUCUUGCUAGUGGGGUUGAUGUAGCCAAGAAUGCUGACAGUAAGGAUGAAUCAAGAUACUGUAGUAAAGAUGCAAUGGAUCCCAAAAAGGUGAAAGGAAAGCUUGUUUACUGCAAGCUAUCUUCUUGGGGUGCUGAUUCUGUAAUCAAAGGUCUGGAAGGGAUUGGCGCUGUUAUUGAGACUGAACAAUAUCUUGAUGUAGCCCAAAUCUUCAUGGCUCCUGCAACCAUAGUUAAUUCCAGCGCAGGGAAAAAAAUUGAUGAAUAUAUAAACUCAACCAGAUCACCAUCAGGGGUGAUAUACAAAUCUGAGGAAGUUAAAAUCCCAGCUCCAUUUAUUGCUUCAUUUUCUUCCCGGGGUCCUAAUCAAGGUUCACAACAUGUUCUCAAGCCUGACAUUGUAGCCCCUGGAAUUGAUAUCUUGGCAUCAUAUACUCCUUUGAAAUCACUUACCGGCUUGGAAGGUGAUACCCAGUAUUCAAAAUUCACCUUCAUGUCCGGCACAUCCAUGUCAUGUCCACACGUUGGUGGAACAGCAGCUUAUGUGAAGUCAUUCCACCCCAAAUGGUCUCCCGCUGCAAUCAAAUCUGCCAUCAUGACUACUGCAACACCACUGAGUUCUAAGGUGGACAAGGACGUUGAAUUCGCAUAUGGCUCUGGCCAACCAAACCCGACUAAAGCAGUUAGUCCUGGAUUAGUCUACGACAUGGAUGAUAUGUCAUAUAUUCAGUUCCUUUGCCACGAAGGUUAUAAUGAAUCAUCUAUGGGGAGUUUAAUUGGUCAUGUAUCAGUGAAUUGUUCCAAAUUGCUUCCUGCAAAUGGUGAAGAUGCUAUAAACUACCCUACAAUGCAACUUAUGCUGAGGACUGAUCAAGAGCCAACUGUAGGUGUUUUUAGGAGGAGGGUCACCAAUGUGGGCCAUUCUGACUCCGUCUACAAUGCCACCAUUAAGGCUCCGAAGGGAGUGAAGAUUACAGUGAAACCAGGGACUCUCUCCUUCACUCGCCCAUCACAGAAACGAAGCUUCAAAGUUAUAGUAAAGGCAAAUCCAAUGUCCAGUACACUCAUUUUAUCAGGUUCACUAACAUGGAAAAGCUCUCGAUACACUGUAAGAAGCCCAAUAGUUAUUCAUAACCCUUGGGCUGAUUAG